GUCUGGACGCUGUGCUAUUCCUCAGCAGCAGAGAAAGAAAAGAAAACCAGUGCAACUCCAAAGUAAACUUUGAAGCGUUUGGAGAAGGAAUUGAAUCUUAAAACUGUUACUGUGCCCUGUAAGGCCCUUCCGUGGGGGACUUCAAAGGAGGAUGAUGGUCAAGGAAGCUUUGGCAAGAGUGCUUACAGCUGUGGGCUGUCUAGGAUCCGACUGAAUAGCUCUACAGCUCUUCAGGAGAGAGGAGUCCCGAACACUGUGCUGCUUUGAAGAGAUCACACUUCUCAUCCAGCAGGACACAUGGCUCUUUUGAAGAAAAUUAACCAGAUCUUACUGUUACUUCUUGUCUUAACUGUGUGCGCCAUUCUGUACAACAGAGUUCACCAAGUGCCGUCUGCACCGAAGGGUGAAGCAGUGGAUUUGGAGAAUCCUGAGGAAACAGAAGAAGAAAUCCCAGUCGUAAUCUGCGCUGCUGCGGGCAGAAUGGGGGCAGCUGUAGCAGCAAUCAGUAGCAUCUACAGCAACACGGAGGCCAAUGUUGUGUUCUACAUAGUUGGGCUGAAGACUACGAUCCCGCAUAUUCGAAGAUGGAUUGAAAAGUCUAAACUGAAAGAAAUAAAAUUUAAGGUUGUGGAAUUCAACCCUAUGGUGCUAAAAGGAAAAAUCAGACAAGAUGCCUCACGUCCUGAACUACUGCAACCUCUGAACUUCGUUCGAUUUUAUCUUCCUUUGCUUAUCCCGAAACAUGAGAAAGUAAUAUAUUUGGAUGAUGAUAUCAUUGUUCAAG
This is a messenger RNA of Eurypyga helias (sunbittern), 784 nucleotides long. Its product is annotated as glycosyltransferase 8 domain-containing protein 2-like. The transcript has 6 exons. Lineage: Eukaryota; Metazoa; Chordata; Aves; Eurypygiformes; Eurypygidae. The annotation marks the transcript as partial. Gene Ontology annotation, cellular component: Golgi apparatus. The record is from RefSeq and is a predicted model, not a curated record. Gene Ontology annotation, molecular function: glycosyltransferase activity.